AUGUGUGGAAAAAAAGUGCAGCAGCUUGAGGAUUUUUUUUAUGGAUUCAUCAACAAUUGUUUGAAGUCUCUGGUGAUUGACAGAUUUGGAGAAGAGAUGUGGGACAAACUCAGGGAUGCAGCGAAGGUUCAGGACACCUUUAUGACUUAUGAAGUGUACUCGGAUAAUAUCACCAUGCAGUUAGUGACUGAGACCUGCAAAAUGCUUGACCUUGACCAAAGCGUGGUGCUGAGUCUAUUUGGAGAAUACUUCUUUGAGUUCUGCAAAACGGCUGGAUAUGAUCGGAUGCUGCGCACCCUUGGAGGAAAUCUGUUUGAGUUCAUGGAGAAUCUGGACGCUCUGCACAGCUUCCUCUCUCUUUCCUACAAGGAGAUGAAUGCGCCAUCAUUCCGUGUAGAAAAAAACAACGACAGCACUUUGCUGUUACACUACUAUUCAGACCGACGAGGUCUUUGUCAUAUUGUCCCUGGUAUCAUUGGAUCUGUGGCCAAAGACUUUUUCAACAGCAAGAUAAUGAUGGAAAUUGUAAACCAAACAGAGGAAGUAGAGAGAGUGGGUGAAAAGGAGCAUAUCGUUUUCCUUAUCACACAGAGUCCAGUAGACAAAGUAUGUAAAAGUUUGAGGGAAUUUGAGGCUGUUUACCCAGAUAAUCUUUGCAUCGAUUUGAAGACAUUUUGCAAUGCCUUUCCUUUCCACAUUGUGUUUGAUGAAGACCUGCAGGUUAGACAGACAGGGGUAAGUAUUCAGAGAAUUGUGCCAGGACUGCAGACCAGGUGCUACCAGCUGGAUCAGUAUUUCACCAUCCAGCAUCCGCAGGUGGCUUUCAAGACUUGCAGCAUCCGCAAAUACAUUAACAGCCAUUUUGUUUUGCGGACACGUGGAGAUAUAAUGCCUAUGGCUUGGAAAGAGAGGCCCAUGCUAGAACUGAGAGGACAAAUGAUUUGGAUGCCUCCACUGCAUUGCAUGCUGUACCUCGCUUCGCCAUUGCUCCGCAGCCUGCAGGAGCUGGAGGAUCACCGCAUGUAUCUGUCUGACAUUGCUCCACAUGACGCUACACGAGACCUGAUCCUGCUGAACCAACAGCGGCUGGCAGAGAUGGAGCUCUCCAACCAACUGGAGUUCAAGAAAGAAGAGCUGCAUCGUCUCUCGAAACACCUCGAGGAGGAAAAGCUGAAGACGGAGAAUUUACUGUACGCCAUGCUGCCCAAACACGUGGCCAACCAGCUGAAAGAGGGCAAGAGAGUGGAGGCAGGUGAGUUUAAAGAGUGCACCAUCCUCUUCAGUGAUGUGGUGUCCUUUACCAACAUCUGCUCCGAGUGUGAACCCAUCCAGAUUGUUUCCAUGCUCAAUUCUAUGUACCUGAGGUUCGACCGACUUACUACUGUACACAAUGUUUACAAGGUUGAAACCAUUGGCGAUGCUUACAUGGUUGUCGGUGGACUUCCGAUCCCGAUGUCGAGUCACACUGAGCGUGUGGCUAACUUCGCCUUGGGCAUGAUCAUAGCUGCAAAAGAGGUCACCAACCCUGUGACUGCUGGCCCUAUUCAGAUCCGGGUGGGCUUGCACAGCGGGCCAGUGUUGGCAGGGGUGGUUGGAGAAAAGAUGCCUCGUUACUGUUUGUUUGGAGACACAGUUAACACAGCAUCCCGAAUGGAGAGUCACGGCCUGCCAAACAAAAUCCACCUCAGCUCCAGUGUUUAUCAAUCUCUUAAGUUUAAAGGCUACCAGAUCACGGAGCGGGGAGAGAUAGCCAUUAAAGGUAAAGGAAGAAUGCAGACCUACUUCCUCCAGAGGAAUCUAAAAGUCUCAGAGAGUGAGAUCAUGGGGUUUUCCAUGCACAAGAGCAGGAUUUGCUCUCAUUCUCCUGCAGACUGUGCUUCACAGCAUCCUCACUGUACGCCAGCAGUAAAAGGUAAACCACAGGAUUAUGAGAGUCUUUACAGUGAUACAAGCUCUUUGGACGAACCUUCAGACAAAGGAACAAAGGAGAUAACGUCCAGCAAGACUGAGAAUAAGAACUCCUCGACUGAUAAUCCCAACAGACGUGUGAAAAGGAAACCAAAACCUAAAGGAAAUGAACUGUCAACUCCUGAGAAGAACUUAAAGUCGGCAUGA
This is a messenger RNA of Danio aesculapii, 2115 nucleotides long. Its product is annotated as guanylate cyclase soluble subunit beta-2-like. Gene Ontology annotation, molecular function: heme binding; guanylate cyclase activity. The transcript has 15 exons. Gene Ontology annotation, biological process: cGMP biosynthetic process; response to oxygen levels. The record is from RefSeq and is a predicted model, not a curated record. Lineage: Eukaryota; Metazoa; Chordata; Actinopteri; Cypriniformes; Danionidae. Bases 1 to 2115 code for a protein of 704 amino acids. Gene Ontology annotation, cellular component: guanylate cyclase complex, soluble.